Molecule: messenger RNA, 5310 nt
Organism: Limulus polyphemus (Atlantic horseshoe crab)
Lineage: Eukaryota; Metazoa; Arthropoda; Merostomata; Xiphosura; Limulidae
Exons: 6
Coding region: 523-2097 (524 amino acids)
Biological process (GO): protein polyubiquitination; ubiquitin-dependent protein catabolic process; positive regulation of proteasomal ubiquitin-dependent protein catabolic process
Cellular component (GO): cytoplasm; ubiquitin ligase complex
Molecular function (GO): zinc ion binding; ubiquitin protein ligase activity; ubiquitin conjugating enzyme binding
Source: RefSeq, a predicted model, not a curated record
UGUUUACGUGGUAGUGAUAUCCAAGUUACAAUAGAAGAAGUAUUCGAAAUAGUUAAAUGAAAUAUAUUUGGCAACAGUCAUUUAAGUGUACUAAGUCAAAUGCUGUUGUAAACGUACGACGCUUAAAUACAAGUUGUUGUGUCACUUGCGUUGUAAAUUAGUAUUACUUUAACUGUUUAAGUUGCACAGUAUUACUAAUAGUAAUACUAAUAAUACUACCACUAAUUAGUGUUAGUAAUAACUAAUAGUAAUAGUACUCACUACUUUUAUUACUAGUAGAAUUAGCCUUACUAUAGUGUCCAUAAUAUAUUCGUUAACUUCAGCGUCUACGAUGAAGGCCACUGACUUUGUAUCAUCGUAUGUUAGAAAAAUUCCAUAUACUACUAGUACUCUAGUAGUAGUACGUAUUGCUUCUUAAUACUAACAGUAAUAGCAGGUGAGUUGCUGUAGAGCAGGAAGAACAGCUCAAGUGAACCAUCUUUCGGUCAGGGGAAGCUGACAGCGUGACGACGUCUAACUUAAAUGACAAGCCUAGUUGAAAUACCCGUCGAUUUGAAGGACAGAAGAUUAUACCAGUGGGACUUUGAAAGAGACAAUGAUGACGAUUCCGACUCUUUAAGCCCAGUAACAUAUGUUAGUGGACAAGCUUUCCUUAGACCACCUGAUAUCAUUCAUAAUUCGUCUUGGACAUUAAGCAUGGAUGAAAACGAUGACCAAGGGUCUCCAGAUACUAGUCUGGAUAUGGGAAACCUGCAGUUUCUAUUGGAGUGCUUUGUACUUUCAUUUGGACCCGAGUUUCCACAGCUAGGUAGGAAUCAUCCUAGCUCAAACCCAGAGCGUUUUGAAACUUCCUUUGGCGAGAUGGAAUCUGAGAUAUCCAGUUCUAGCAGUCAAUCUUCUCAAAGAUCUGUACAGUUGGAUCCUGUCUUUUUCAGACGCCCUAGUGUCUUUGCCCCUCGCCAUAGACGACAUGGUCGGAUGUUAAACGAUAACGACCUCAUUAUUAACGCACUUGUGCCGUUGGGCGACCAUGUUUUAUGGAGAGAGUUAUCAGAAAUGCGAGUGCUUAUUGAAAGAAUCUUGGAAACUCGUGGAGAGCGAAAUAAUGAUCAUGAAAUUUUGGACAUUCUUGAAUUUUUAGAAAACCAUUCCUCACACAGCGAUCCUCCUCCCCAUUUCCCGGUAGGAGAAUUAGACUGCGAGGAGUGCGGAAUCUGCCUAGAUGUUCACUGGUUGUACCGCCGGCCCUGCUGUAAUUAUCCAGCAUGCAACAGUUGUCUUCAUCAGUAUUUCACAACUAAGGUAGAGGAGGGUUUGGUCAAGAUAGAAUGCUGUAACAACAUGUGUGAUAGCUUUGUUCAUCGAGAUGAAAUUUCUGCCCGCUUGACCACACCAACCAAAGAGAUUUUUUACAAGCUUUUAGUUCGGGCCAAUGAAGAUGACCGUACGAAAACCUGCCCACGUUGUAACCACGUGACAAAAAUUAAUUUUGAUGAGCAGCGGAAAUCUUGGGCCAACUUACGUAGGAUAAGAUGCCCAGAGUGCCAAUUAGAUUGGUGCUUUAGCUGCCACUCCCCUUGGCAUAUUGAAUUAACCUGUAAACAGUACCAAAAGGGAGAUCGACUUGUGAAAUCAUGGGCUAAGAAAACUACUCAUGGCCAAAUCAAUGCUCAGCGUUGCCCUAAAUGUAAGAUCUACAUUCAGCGGUCAAGUGGAUGUGAUCACAUGCACUGCAGUCACUGCAAGACAGAUUUCUGCUAUAGGUGUGGCGAACGUUUUCGAAGGCUUAAAUUUUUUGGAGACCACUACAGCAAGUUGAGUGUAUUUGGCUGUAAAUACAGGUAUAAGUUGGACAAACCUGUGGAAAGAAAGUUAGUGCGAGGUGCUGUUUUUGGUGGAAAAUUGAUGGUGGCUCCAGUAUUGGGAUCCUUUGCACUUUGUGCAGGUGCAGUGGCGGUUAGUCUUGGUGUAUUUGCUCUUCCAUUGUAUGGGGGAGUCAAACUGUAUCAGCGUUACCAGGCUAAGAAAAGACUGACUGUUACUGGUACCCGGUUUCGUUCGUCCUUAAAUCAAAGCGACAUGGGAUGGGUUAUAUAGUGUUUUUCAGGUAUUACAAAGAUAAAAGCUAUGAACUAGUUAUUGACUCUGUCAACCUAACCUGAAGUGGAAACCAGCUAUGAACACAUUAUAUUUGUCUGCUGUACAUGAGGUUCUACUGCUUAACAUAAUUGUUUUAGUUGUCUAUAUCAGUUCCUGAUCUAGUUUAUGUUUUCCAUAUCCUUUUGUCUAGUUAAGGAAGAUGCGUAAAUGUGAAGCAUUUAUUUUUGUUUUUUUAAUUAUAACAAACUACAACAACAUCUGAAAUUUUUUACUAUGAUGUCAUGCUGUAACUAACGUAUUUAUUUAAGGUUUAUAAUUUAUCCAUGUCAGAUAUGGAUCAAAUUAUUCAUGUAACUGUUGGUAAUUUUGUUUGCUGGUUUAAGCAUAAUAAACUUUUGUUUUCAUGGAUUAGUUACUAAGUGCCGGAAGAUGUUAUCAUUGACAUUCUAGAUCUUAAUCAAACAUGAAGUGAUAGAAAGUUAUGCUACAACAUUUAGCUUUGAACUCUGUGGACCAUUAAUCUACCAGGUUUUUAAUCUUGACUUUGAAGCUUGUAACCUUUGGUUCUUAUGACAUCUGACAGGAAAUGUGAAUUGUAGUUUUAAUUUCAUUUACUUUGGUUCCUACCAAAGUUUAUAGAAAGUUUGUAAUAUUGUUUUGGAAGUUUGCGUAUUUAUAUGAAGUUCUUUAGCCUUCUGUAGCUUGUAGGAUUUUACUGAUAGAUUUAAUUAAGACUUACAUUACACUGCAUAGAGUCAGAGGAAAGUGGGUGUGAAGAUGUUAGAUAAAAGGUGAAUCAAGAUCAGAUUUAAGGCUUAAAAGAAAAUACUUGUGCUAAGAAACAAGUAACAGAUCAUGUUAAAUUCUGCUAAUGUGAAAAGCAGAUAAAUGUAAAAAAAAAUACUUGACUGUGUUUAACUGUCACUUAAGUUACAGUUUAAAAAAAUGAUUUAUAUUGUUUAGUAUAAAUGCAUGUAUUUUCAUAUAAAGUCCACUGUUGUUGAAAUGCUUCUUAAAGUCUGCUUUAAUGCUGUUAUAAGAGUGUUGUUUCCAUGUGCCUCAUUUCAGAAAGGUUUGAUGUUUGUGUGCUUUAGUAUUAAAACAAACAUUUUUUUUGGAUACUGGGUUCUUUGUGAUUUUUUAUAAUGUAACUAAAUAAAUAUGACCACACAAAAAUGGAGUUUUGUAUCAUAAAGGGAAUCUUAAUUUUUCUAUUUAAAUAUUUUCUGUAUUUAUUAAUUGCACACAAAUAUUAAUAUAUAUAUAUAAUGAUAAUACAUCUAGUCCAGAACAGAUCUAAUGAGAGUUUGUGUGAGAUAAAAAUUACAUGAAAAUGCAAUGAAUAUUUCAUUAUUCUUUUGUUAAAUUAUUGCUUCCCCCAACCUGACUGGACUCAAUGACAUGUAUAUGAAAGUGAAAAAGAUGGUACUUGUGUGAAAGUAUCUUUAAUCAGAUUAUUCUUUUUUAAUUUUGUAAGAUGCACAUGAGUUGUUACUUAGUAAGUAUGGAAAAGAUGGUACUUGUGAAAAAAUAAUUCUGAUCAGAUAGUUUCUUUGUUUUUUAGCUUUCAUACAAAUAGUUACUUAGUAAAUACAGAAAAAAGGUGGUAUUUGUGAAAAAAAUCAUUCUGAUCAGAUAGUUCUUUUAACUUACACACAAAUCAUUACUUAGUAGAUAUGAAAUAGAUAGUAUUUAUGAAAAAAUAAUUCUAAUCAUAGUUAUUUUCUUUUUAAUUUGCACACAAAUCAUUCUACUUAGAUAUUUCUUUUAACUUGCACACAAAUCAUUACUUAAAAAAUAAAGAUCUAUAUAUAUAGCUUUCCUUAGAUUCACUGGGUGGAUGUAUGAAAUAAACAUUUUACAAAUAAAACCUUUCUAGUCAAAGGAGUAAGGUCACAGAAGUUGAAAGGUUUUUGUAAUGUCAGGGAUAAAUUUAUUUAAUUUUGGAAAGAUUAAUAUUCAACUAAACAUUUUAGAUGCUAUUGUUUUUUUAGGCUUAUUUUUUUCAUAAAUUAUUGGUUUCUUAUAUUUAAUUGCAAAUAUUUAAACUUAUUUCAAAUGAAGUUAAUAAUUUUCUGUUCAUCUCAUUAAACAGAUGUAACUUGUAUAAUUAUGACAGAUUUGAUAAGUGAUUUUUGAAAAGUACAACUAAAAAUAUUUAAUACAUCUAUGAUGUUAAUGAAGGAUUUUUUUUAAUGCUUUGGAGGAAUAUUGUAUAUUAAAAUUCUAGCAUAAAGGGUGUUCAUUGUUUAAAAAAUGUUUGCAUUUUUUAUUCAUACUAAUUAUAAACUUAAUUUUUUGGUCUUCAUUUAUGUUAUAACAGAUUUUAUAUUUCCUUAAAAUGAUUGACAAUCUUCAUUAAUUUUGAGAAUUUUGAUGUGAAAGUCCCAUUUUGACAAGUAAAGAUCAACUUUUAAAUAAUAUGGCAUCAAGUAAGCAAAAAAUAUUCCAACUUAAAGCUUCAUAGACAAUUAAUGAAUUUUUGCACAAGUAAAAUAGAGGAUGAUUCAAAACAUUAUCGUGGGUAUUUCAAGUCUGGAAAAACACAUUAUUAAUAUUUUGUGGAAAUUGCUUUAUAAAUAACUAGAUGUUUUGUGAAAGGUUGUGUUGACAAGGGAUUUACACAUUUGUUCAUCUCAACUUACUUGUUAAACAUGCACUCAUACAUGAGUCGUUUUUUUAUUUACUUUAAAUUACUAGGGAUAAAAAUGUAUUAAACGUUUUAUAUUUAUAUAAAUUAGAAUGUUUAAGAUAUUUAAGUGUGAGCUUUUUUUUAUUCUUCUUUUACCCUCAGUGACUUCUUUAAAGAAGAGUUUUGAAGUCAGAUUACAAGAACUGACAAGUUUCAACCUUUUAUAACCUGAUAUUAUUAGAUGUUUCUUUUUCAUUUAACUCUUUAAAAGCGAGGAUAACCAGGGUUUAUGUUUUGAAUGUUUAGGACCUGUAAAUUAAUAAACCUAUCUUCCAGAUCACUAGCAUUUUGUUAAAAUCAUUAACAUGUAUGUGUGUGUGUCUAUUUUGUUAAUUGGAUGAUUGCUGUGACAUGUUAAAAUUAUCAGUACGUGAAAAAUAAAUUUUUGGGGUGACUCAUUGUGGAUCCUCCAAAUCUCAUAUAUGUGAAAUGACAGGCUAUAUAGAUGUGAUCCUUUAUGAAUGAAUACUGGAAAAUAUCUUGUAACUCAAAAAAAACUAUAAAAAAUUAUGAUUUUA